CCGUGAAAAUUCAAGAAGGAUCAGAAAUGGGCUGUGCCUCUCUCUUCAGAAUUAUCAGGCAAUUUCCGAUAUCAGUUCUCCUUUACUGAAGAUACACAACUAGAAACGAGUUUAACGUUACACUCUGAGUGGUUUCCUAACUUGAAGUAAGAUAAGGUUGUAUCAAUAUGUAAGAGGUGCUUCAUUCCAGCAGUAGCCCACAAUACUAUACAGCAAAUAACUUGGGUAUUGUCUGAUCCCGCUCGGCUAUAAUGCACGACAUCAUUCGCGGCAGCAGUGGUCGAUGGAAAUUUUGGUUUUCCAUGAGUUGCCGGACUUUCGCGAUUCGUGUUGAUGCAGCACCAAAUAGAAAGCUACCACAGGAUGAACGACAACUUGAAUUUUAACGUUUUAUCGAAUGCCCAGCAGACCUUUCAAACGUUAGGCUAUGGAUUGCCACAAGGAGGCUUACAACCAAAUGUGCAGUAUGUUUGCAGUUCGGGGUUUCAGUUUCAAAAUGGUGUUCCAGGAAUGGACUUCUCAUUUCCCAAUCAGCAGCUUGUUUCAACAGCAGGGCAAACCUACACCUGCAUUAACCAGAAUGGGUUGACAUAUUUGGCAAUCACACCAAGUGUUCAGCAACCAUCAACUCAUUGUUAUCAAGCAAUUGAGACACCUCAGGGUCUGCAAUUGUUUCAAGUGAUCAACAACCCAGUAAACUUUGGUCAAUUAUGUGUUCAAAGUAUUCCACAAGCUCAAGGUUUUCUUCCCCAGUUCACACCUUAUCCUCAAGAAGCUGUUGGUUUGCAUUCAAAUGCUCCAGAAGAUUCAGGUAACCAAAUGUCUACACCACCUUUGCAGGAAUAUCAAGAGAACAAUUCCAUUCAAGAUUCAAACACUACAACAGAACAAAACCUUUACCAAGAUUAUGAAUUUGAACAAACAGAUGAAGACACACCUGAAGAUACAAACAGUCUCAAAGAGUCCCAAGAUUCUGAGAUCAAUAAAAAUCUCCCAAUGGGUGAAGAUCCAUUAAGUGCACUCACUUCCCUGACAUCGUCAAUAUCUUCGUCAGUGACACAUGUCCCAAGUUCAAACAUGAUUGAUAUGUAUAGAAAUAUCCAAAACUCCAUGGUCCCUCAUAUUUCAGUGCCACCUCUUGGCAAUCAGCUGGGGGCUCAUGAAGCACCUACUCUCUCUGAUCAGCAGUUUCCUCCCAACACACGAACAUUUCAGGUUUUGGUCCCGACACCACAAGGAAUGGCUAUUCAGACUGUCGUAGCCAGCUACCCAGAGAGCUUCUCGCCAAUAAUUAAUGAAUUACCAUUUGUCGGAAACACUCCCUUAAAUUCGGAACCUGAUUUAACCACAGAUGUGGUAACUAUGCCUGCACCGAAAUCUUCAAAAUCUAUACUCCCUGAUACCAGUCAAGCCAGCCAAGAAAGUGCUUCUAUCGCACCUACAAACCGAUUGGUAAAUGAUCCCGUCAUCGUGUCCGCCCCAGCUAUUCCGGCAGUUCAAGUAAAAUCGGUUACUAGUCCGUCUCACUGUACCAACGCAAACAACCAGGAAAUGUGUUCCGAAUCGGAAUCUGCUGCAACCUCACCUGUGCCCAAAGCCACCCAAUCAAUUCCGGGACCUAUGCCUUCUCCGCAUUAUUUACCGGACUCAACCGAAGAUCUUUGCCAAACGACGAUAAAACAGUUUACGUCUAAUGUAGUUGACGGCAUAGAUUUGGAAGAGAUUCGUGAGUUUGCACGAACCUUCAAAAUGCGCCGGCUAGUUUUAGGGUUGACGCAAACUCAGGUUGGUCAAGCUCUUUGUGCCACGGAAGGCCCAGCAUAUAGUCAAUCGGCAAUAUGCAGGUUUGAGAAGUUGGACAUCACUCCACGCAGUGCCUUAAAGAUUCGGCCAGUGCUUGAAAAUUGGCUACGUGAGGCGGAAAAGAAACAUCAGCAGGGGAAUCUGCAACAGAUCGCUGGACUGGAUUACAUUAACAUUUCGUCCAUCGGGAAGAUCCGUAAACGACGGACUUUCUUUAGCCCAGAAGCACUGGUGGUACUCAAUUGCCGAUUCGAACAAAGUUCUCAUCCGUCAGGACGGGAAAUCAGUAAUAUCGCUCAAGAGAUCGGUUAUGAGCGUGACGUUGUCCGCGUUUGGUUUUGUAACAAACGCCAAUCGCUAAAGCAUUGCCAGACGUUCCAGCGGAGUCGCGUUAAUCUCAAAUCGUCCGAUUCAAAUGGACAAGACAGCCGCUCAACGUCACCGAUCCCGCAAUGAAACUUUAUAAAGAUAAUCGUUUUCAUUUUUACGUUUAAUUCUUUUUCAGAAGUUCCUCGUUAUUAUUUAAUUCAUGUUUUUUUUCCCCUACCAGUGCCGUAAUGUCGUGUUAUUUGCAGCAGACGUUUGUCGUUGUUUGUUAAUUCUGUAGAGAGCAAUCCCGGUCAGAUUAUCUUUGGGGAUGUUACAUCCUUGCUAUGGUCAAGUCGCACAAAGACAGAGCAGCCAAAUAAUUCUCAGUGAAUCCUUCCAUUUUGUGUUCAUUAGAUAUCAGCUAUUUUUUAACUACAUAUUUCACUUGCCCUUUCCUGAAAACCUUUCUCGUUCUUUUAGGUAACGAGGUAGCAAAACAAACAAAUAAAGGGAACUGAAAUCGAAA
Daphnia magna is the source of this 2638-nucleotide messenger RNA. It is a transcript of the gene pdm3, whose product is annotated as POU domain, class 6, transcription factor 2. Gene Ontology annotation, biological process: regulation of transcription by RNA polymerase II. The transcript has 9 exons. The record is from RefSeq and is a predicted model, not a curated record. Bases 334 to 2259 code for a protein of 641 amino acids. NCBI's taxonomy places the organism in Eukaryota, Metazoa, Arthropoda, Branchiopoda, Diplostraca, Daphniidae. Gene Ontology annotation, molecular function: RNA polymerase II cis-regulatory region sequence-specific DNA binding; DNA-binding transcription factor activity, RNA polymerase II-specific.